AAACACACUACAUCAAGACAAGUGAAGAUGGCGGAUGUGUUGAGUGUUCUCCGUCAGUAUAACAUCCAGAAAAAAGUAAUCGUCGCUAAAGGAGAUGAAGUUAUUUUCGGGGAGUUCUCCUGGCCGAAAAAUGUCAAGACCAACUACAUAAUCUGGGGUACUGGUAAAGAGGGCCAGCCCAAAGAGUACUAUACUUUGGACUCUAUCUUGUUUUUGCUCAACAAUGUGCAUCUCCCGCAUCCCUCCUAUGUCCGAAGAGCUGCAACAGAGAACAUCCCUGUUGUCAGACGACCUGAUCGAAAAGGCUUGCUGUCAUAUCUCAAUGGAGAGAGUUCUACAUCGACAAGUAUUGACAGAAGUGCGCCUAUAGAAAUAGGUUUGCAAAGGCCAACGCAAGUCAAACGAGCAGCUGAUGAGGUAUCUUCGGAAACCAAAAAACCAAGGAUUGAGGAUGAAGAGCGAGUGCGUCUGGAUAAGGAGCGCCUGGCCGCCCGUCUGGAGGGCCACAAAGAGGGCAUCGUGCAGACUGACCAGAUCAGAUCACUGUCUGAGGCCAUGUCUGUGGAGAAAAUCGCCGCCAUCAAAGCCAAGAUUAUGGCCAAGAAACGUUCCACCAUCAAAACAGAUCUGGACGAUGACAUCACCCUGAAGCAGAGGAGCUUCGUGGACGCAGAAGUGGAUGUGACCAGAGACAUUGUCAGCAGAGAGAGGGUGUGGAGGACCAGGACCACCAUCCUGCAGAGCUCCGGGAAGAACUUCUCCAAGAACAUCUUCGCCAUCCUUCAGUCGGUGAAAGCCAGAGAAGAAGGGCGCGCCCCCGAGCAGAGGCCCGCACAGAACACUACUCAAGUGGACCCGUCCCUAAGGAACAAGCAGCCUGUCCCUGCCGCCUACAACAGAUACGAUCAGGAGCGAUUCAAAGGAAAAGAGGAAACGGAGGGUUUCAAAAUUGAUACCAUGGGCACCUACCACGGCAUGACCCUGAAGUCAGUGACGGAAGGAGCAUCUGCCCGGAAGGCCCAGACUCCAGCGCUUCAGCCGGUCCCGCGUCCAGUUUCACAAGCCAGACCUCCACCGAAUCAAAAGAAAGGGUCCCGGACCCCCAUUGUCAUCAUCCCUGCCGCCACCACCUCACUCAUCACAAUGCUCAAUGCUAAGGAGCUCCUGCAGGAUCUGAAGUUUGUCACGCCGGAAGAGAAGAAGAAGCAGGGCAUCCAGCGUGAUAAUGAGGUUCUCCUGCAGAGACGCAAAGACCAGAUCCAGCCGGGGGGGGCGACUGUGAGCGUCACCGUGCCGUACCGAAUCAUCGACCAGCCGCUCAAAUUGGCUCCACAGGACUGGGAUCGAGUGGUGGCCGUGUUUGUGCAGGGUCCUGCCUGGCAGUUCAAAGGCUGGCCGUGGCUGCUGCCUGAUGGAUCUCCUGUUGACAUUUUUGCCAAAAUUCGAGCCUUUCAUCUGAAGUACGACGAGGCGAAGAUCGACCCCAACGUGCAGAAGUGGGAUGUGUCCGUCCUGGAGCUGAGCCGCCACCGGCGCCAUCUGGACCGACCCGUGUUCCUGCACUUCUGGGAAACCGUCGACAGAUACCUGGUCAAACACAAAGCUCACCUCCGGUUCUGAGCCCAGAUCACUGCGUCCAUCCCCGGAAAAAAUACUAUGACCUCCUCCAACCCUCCUCGGUCCAACUUUGCCAUCCCAUUAUCCAUUUUGAUUCUCAUCUCGUGGACUUCCUCCUUUACUUCCUCGAGGACUACUUUUCUCUGGACACCUGCGGGGAGAUUUAGGGAAUUUUCUGUUUUUGGUUGUAAUUAUUUCCUAAUGCUUUCAUGUAGAGAAAUACCAAAAUAUGUUUUAUAUGAAAAAAAUACUGUGGAAAUGAUUAAGAUGCGAUACCUAGCAACAUAAUGGGGUCGGAGGGAGAGGAGGUUUCAUUUUGUCAACAGUAAAGAGGACUGUUAAGGUCAAAAUGACUCUUGGUACAAACAAAGCAGCCACUGAGUUUGAGGAAAGUGACUUCCUUUACACUUUUUUCUUUUGGGUUUCUUUGGUCUGAAUGUACAUAUAUGAUAUGAUAUGAUGAUAGCUGUCAGAUCACAGCUCUGAGCGGAGAGAAGGAUGCCAGUGAUUUGUUAAUACGACUAUUAUCACGUCAGUCUGUUCCUAGCUCAGUUUUUGACUGAUCAGCAUUUCUCUGGGUCAUGUAAUGGCCUUGUUAAAGUCUUCUUUUUCUUCUUUGUUGGUGUUGUGCUAGAAGAGAAAUAUGAUGGAAAGUAUUGCUUUAAGUCGUCACAUGAAAAUAGACAAUAAAGCCUCAGAAAAACUAA
This is a messenger RNA of Trematomus bernacchii (emerald rockcod), 2324 nucleotides long. It is a transcript of the gene cdc73, whose product is annotated as cell division cycle 73, Paf1/RNA polymerase II complex component, homolog (S. cerevisiae). Gene Ontology annotation, biological process: positive regulation of transcription elongation by RNA polymerase II; transcription elongation by RNA polymerase II. The record is from RefSeq and is a predicted model, not a curated record. Lineage: Eukaryota; Metazoa; Chordata; Actinopteri; Perciformes; Nototheniidae. Gene Ontology annotation, cellular component: Cdc73/Paf1 complex. Gene Ontology annotation, molecular function: RNA polymerase II complex binding.